CCACCCACCAGGAAGUGCUGCAUCAGAUUUUAGUCACUUCUAAACCACCGACUACCUGUCGUAGUUAUAAUCAUGUAGACAUUAAACAAUUCCUAUUUUAUACACUGUUGUUGCUACGGUGAAUCAUUCAGACAGUCAGUGGACGAAGAAAGUUUAGGAUGUUUUCGUCAUGGUCUCUAAAUCGACACGCAUGUUGAGACCAGGGAAUUGAUUGCACCCAAGCGGUCAACUUUUCCUUGUGACAAAAAUGGCAGAGCAGAGCAGCUCGACAGCUCCAGAACUUCUGAAGCGUAACCUUGACGAGAGGGACGGAGAAGGAGAGACGACCGAAAAUGGCCCUAAACAAAUUCUUCCGGUUAUCGGUAUUAACUUCUGUGAAUCCACGCCUCUUGUGUGGCGUGCAGAUGAGGUGAAGGCUGCUCGCGAGAGGGGUAUCAUCGGAUCUUUGGUCGGUUCGUUAGCGCGACAGCCCCGGCAGAACUGCAGGUUGGGGAGACCGUUGGAGUUGACGGAAGAAGAGGGACGUUUGCUGGUGGACAUAGGCGAAGCUGUACGAAUCCCUCCUAUUGACCCACAGGUUGAGGCCAGGGAAGUGAGCCGGGAGCGCGUGGACCAGUACCACGCAGAUCUCGAUCGAACCUUUGAGGAGCAGAAGGCCCUGGCGCUCGAGGACAGGAAGGCUUGUCUUCUGAGAGUUAUGAGCGGGAAACAAGAUGACAGCUCCCUCCUCUCCCGUCUGGACGACCUGCAGCGCAGCUUCUCCUUCCCUCGGGCGGCCAUGACGGUGCAGCUGUGCACCGCCUCCGCUGGGCUCCAGUACGGCCCCGAGGAGAGGGACUUCCUGUCCGCUGCCCAGCCGGUCCCCCGGGAGCGAGGCUCGGACACGAGGUUCCUGGUCUUCAGAGACCUGAGGCAGCGAGGCUUCUGCCUCACCUCGGCUGGCAAGUUUGGAGGAGACUUCCUGGUGUAUCCUGGUGACCCUCUCCGUUUCCACGCCCAUUUCAUCGCCGUGUGCCUCGACCUGGACGAGUCUCUGCCUCUGAGCGACGUCCUCACCGUGGCACGGCUGGGCUCCAACGUGAAGAAGACGGUGCUGCUGUGUUCUCCGGCCGAGGAGGAGGUGCUGUACACGUCUCUGCAGUGGAGCGGAAUGAUCUAGAACCGCAGUGUCGCUCGAGACGUGUGUGUGGAGUGCCAGCGUGUCUGACAUCGGACCUCAUGUCAGUGGCUGUGUUGUUGGAACUCCCAGGCAGCUUCUCUCUCUCAUCACUGAGAGGAUGUGGUCAUUGCUGUGGUGUAGGUCCCCUGUCGGCCCACCAGGGGGCGAUAAAGCACGCACUGUAACAGAAACUGACUUGUCCUGAAUGUUAGUGUGAUUCAGUCAUAAGGUUUUUCCCUGUCUUAUCAUUUUCCCUCUGUAUACUGAGUGACAUCAUUUUGCCUGAACUGGAGGAUCAACGCCGGUGAUUGAGCAGACUAGAUAAACACAUCUGUUAAAUACAGUUAGGUUU
Molecule: messenger RNA, 1511 nt
Organism: Hypomesus transpacificus
Lineage: Eukaryota; Metazoa; Chordata; Actinopteri; Osmeriformes; Osmeridae
Gene: tsen34
Product: TSEN34 tRNA splicing endonuclease subunit
Exons: 4
Coding region: 248-1159 (303 amino acids)
Biological process (GO): tRNA-type intron splice site recognition and cleavage; tRNA splicing, via endonucleolytic cleavage and ligation
Cellular component (GO): tRNA-intron endonuclease complex
Molecular function (GO): nucleic acid binding; tRNA-intron lyase activity
Source: RefSeq, a predicted model, not a curated record